Vanrija pseudolonga is the source of this 1808-nucleotide messenger RNA. RefSeq names its product Fujikurins efflux protein. Gene Ontology annotation, biological process: transmembrane transport. Gene Ontology annotation, cellular component: membrane. The coding region runs from base 114 to 1679 and encodes 521 amino acids. The record is from RefSeq and is a predicted model, not a curated record. Gene Ontology annotation, molecular function: transmembrane transporter activity. Lineage: Eukaryota; Fungi; Basidiomycota; Tremellomycetes; Trichosporonales; Trichosporonaceae. The transcript is spliced from 7 exons.
UGGACACUUUCUCACCACUACUUGCCUUCCACCACUCCAUGACCUUGGGCACCUUAUAGUCGAUCGGUGUACACGCAGCCAAGGAAUACUGUCCCUCCGAGCACAGUAGCGACAUGGCAGCAGCAGGAGGAGUAGCAGACGAGCACACCGCGGCAGGCUCGGCUCCAUCGGUUCAGGCAACAACACCGAUCGGCAUCCUGGCUGACGUGAAACAAACAACUUCGACCGAGCGGUUAGACGCCGGCACCUGCCCACAGGAGAAGGAGAAGGACGUAGUGGAUGCGGGCGGUGAGGCCGCAGCGCCCACCACCUCCGACGAGAACGACAUCGGCCCGCCUCCGGAUGGCGGCUUCCAGGCAUGGUCCGUCGUGGCCAGCAGCGUGCUCCUCCUCUUCGCCGUCUUCGGCUUCAUGAACGCCAACGGACAGCUCCAGGCCUACUGGCUCCAGAACCAGCUCAAGGCCUACUCAAAAUCGGACGUAGCAUGGCAGGGUUCGAUCCAAACGCUCGUCGAGUUCGGUCUGGCCAUCAUAACCGGCCGAUACUUUGACGUCCAUGGUGCGCGGGUGCUCACAAUCUCCGGUCUUGUGGGGACAGCCGCCGCCAUCUGCGGCAUGGCUUUCUCGUACAAGUACUACCAGCUCCUGCUCAGCAACAUCAUGUUUGGUGUCGCAGCGUCAUGUGUGUACGCGCCUGCCAACGCCGUUGCCGCGCACUGGUUCCUCAAGAGACGAUCAACGGCACUUGCCAUAAUCGUCGGCGGCGGUGGCCUCGGCGGUGUGGUCUAUCCGAUCCUGAUUGAGAACUUGUUCAACCGAAUGUCGUACCGCGACACCAUGCUCAUCGUGAUGGGGAUCAACGUAGUGCUCAUGCUCCCCUCCGUCUUCUUCAUGAGGGCGAGGCUGCCGCCACGCACGCCGCCUCCAUUCAGCGACAUGAAGAAGCCGUGGAAAGACGUGCGGUACACUUUCCUCGUGGUUGGCGCCAUGAUGUACGGAAUGAACAUCCUCUCACCCUUCUUCCACGCCCUACCGUAUGCGGCGUCCAACAACGUCCCAGAUCACAUUGGGCAAUACGCCAUCGCCAUGGCGGGCGCCGGUUCAGUCGUGGGGCGACUCGCUUCUGGAGUUCUGGCCGACCGCAUUGGCGUGUGGUAUGUCUUUGGAUCCAUCGGCUUUAGCACCGCUGUGGUAUUGUUUGCCUUCUGGACGCCGCCAGGGAUUGGCACAGCGCCGACCGUCAUCGGCCUAGUGACCUACGGAUGGGUGUCUGGAUCCUGGUUUGCCCUCAUAGGGUCGGCCACCGCGUCCAUUUCCCCUGUCGAGGAAGUGGGCAUGCGCAUCGGAAUGCUCAUCUCGUGCUUGUCCGUGCCGUCGCUCAUCGGGCCCGUCAUCACUGGAGAGCUCAUCUCGGUGGGCAAAGACAAGUGGACGUACGCCGGCAUCUGGUGUGGUGCAUGCGCGUUGUUGUCGGGCAUUCUGGUCAUCCUUCCCCGCCUUACUGUGAUUAUCCGCAACAGGCGGAACCCUACUCCGACGCCAAACAAAAGUCCAGAGCCGGCCCAAUGUGUGUGGGAGGAGACAUUGCCAAGCACCGCGACUGCUGUAGGGCUUGAGGCGGGGAACCGGAUCAACGAAGCUAGUCACCCACACCGGAUUACAAGCCGAGCUGGUCGAUGAGGCGGCGGGGGUGAGUGUGGGUCUCCACACAGGACGUGGGAGACUCAGGACGUGGGGACAAGUGGGCCAUCUUUGCAUACACUGUGCAUACAGACGUGCAGGCAUACAGGUUAUAGGCAUAUAGUGUUA